CCCGUAAGCGAAUCGAUUUUUCCCGGUUGACGUCGCGACGUCGGCGUCCUGCGCCCUGCGGCGUCUCCGUCGCCGAACGUUGUGAGCUUCUCGGGCACGUCCUAGCGAACUGUUAUUAUGAACAACGGCGAUUUAUCCGAACUACCAGGUAAGUCGAGAGGAUCUACGACGAAUGGAUCGUUGUGAUGACGUUUCUGAUCGUAAUUCUGUUGGUGUUGUCGUUGAUACCGUGGCCGGGUCCGUCGGUGUUCAAGAUAUCCUGUCCGAGGGACAGCGCUCGAAUCGUGCGGAAGAUCGUCCAAACGAAAUGGCUGCCGGUGUUGGAGAAGUACAAGGUGGCCCUGCCGUUGGAGUGCCCGUUUCACCCCAAACGCGACAUCUUCGGGCCCCAGCAGGCGGCCAAAACGCAGCACCGCGCCUCCCAAUGGACCUGCGGCGUGUGCGGCAAGUCCUUCUUCGAGGAGAAGUAUCUAGAUAUGCACUUCGACAAUCGGCACAAGGAGUUUAUAAACAUGGCGGAAGAUGCGGUUUGUUUGGCGGAUUAUUGCGAUAUAAUGAGAUGCGAUGUGUUGAAGACGCAGGAUAUGAAGGCGGCGUAUCAGGAGCAGGAGAAUACCGAUAUAGAAAUUUGGCGAGAGGCUUCUUCUUAUAGCAAAGCCGUCGCUACUACUGCUCCUCGACACCUGGUUAAAUACACGUUUAAAAAUGGGAAUUAUCCACACGCGCAAAAAUCGAAAAAGGACCGAUGUCAGAAGAACGAAUCGCACGACAAGAACGGCAACGAAGAGGAUAAAUCUCGCAAUUUUUCGAAAAACGUCUGCCAAAACGACCUGGUGGAUUCCGCUCUACCGGCUCCCGAUAACCGGCAACAACGAAUCGCCGAGAUGCAGAAACUCAAAGCGAACUGCAAGCCGGAAGAAUUGCAAAAAAUCAAAACGAAAUGCGAGGUACUAGUCAGAGAUUGCAUAGGGGGAUUGAUAAUCAAAUUGUCCACUAAAGACUUCAAAGAAAUAGAAGACGAGUUCAACAAAGCGGUAUGUUGGUACCUAAGCUGCGACAGGUACUGGGAAGACUCCCACAUCGACCUAAGAAGCUUCCCGUGGGGCCUCAUCUGCGUGGUUAUAAUGGCAGCAUCUCUGGGAGUAUGCCUUUGUUAUUACGUCAUCUGGGUGCUAUUCGAUACUGAUGACAGCAGUGUUACCAGUACUAGCAUUACCGACAGGUCGACGCCGUCUCCAGCGCACGCCUUAAAAUCACAUGAGAUGUUCACCACGCCGGACGGGCAUCAAAUCUAUUCGGAAGAUUAUUAUCUGGCGUCCGAUAAAGAUAACGAGUACAUUUACGUGACUUAUCCGCCGGAUUUGAAGCGGCGGUUACUCGAAAGCUGUUACAACAGAACUACUCGCUUGUGAGAAUUAGCAACAAAUUUAGUUAGACGAGCUAUUGUUUGGUAUUGUUUCGAUAGAAAACGUGUUCGUUUAAAGCACACGAGGGAUAUAUUGAAUUAUGCCAAAAAAAAAAUCAAUUUUUUACCCGUCAGACAUUCAUUAAUAUUUUAGAUCAUACGAGUUUCUAGUGCUGGCGUCACCGUUAUCGAAUUUACGAGAUCGUAUACCAGUACUGAUUAUAAUUAAUUUAAAAUUGCAUGCACCGAAAUUCGACUAGCUAAAAUAUUACAAUUAUUUUGUAUACUAAAACACAACUCUUAUAUACCUUCUAGUUCAAAAAAUAAAUCAAUUAUACAUAAACGCAUGGCUAGUUUUUGUACUUAUUUAGAUAACAGACAAAAAAAACGAGUAGUUAAUUAAUUCAAUACAACGAUAAUUGUUGAUU
Phyllotreta striolata is the source of this 1833-nucleotide messenger RNA. Lineage: Eukaryota; Metazoa; Arthropoda; Insecta; Coleoptera; Chrysomelidae. The record is from the annotation of a GenBank genome assembly.